CAUACAACGAAGCAACUCAGCUUAUCUGUAAUCUCAACCCAUAUCGCCUCAUAUAUAUUUUCUCGGCGGGCGUACUUUACGUUGAGGCCAACGCCUAGAAUCUCGUAAGCCGUUCAGUACCUUGAUAACUCUGCAAAAUACAUGAUGUGGUGUAUAGUAGUAUUACUGCUCAUGUUCUCUGUCUCAAUAGGGUCGGCGGAGGUUUUCUCCGAUGACCAGGCGAGUAAGGUGGCAAUGUUUGUGGAAGAGGUCAUGCAUUGUAGACAGGUCCCCGGGCUGACCCUGGCUGUUGUGAAGGGGGGUGAGACGUGGACACGGGGGUUCGGACAGGCGGACAUAGAACAAGGAGUGAACGUUACCAAGGAUACUUUGUUUGGAAUUGGAUCUGUGACCAAAGCUUUCACGAGUACCCUCCUGGCCAUGAUGUUGGAUGAAAGUAAUGGAAGUUUAACAUGGACGUCAAAGGUCAAGGACGUGUUGGGUCCAGACUUUGCAUUUGUGGACGAGGAGAGAACAAGGGAGACUACUCUGAAGGAUCUUUUGACCCACCGCACAGGGUUACAGCCUGCGGUCUUGCCCCUGUUUGCUGGACUGGACCACAACUUGACGAGAACUGAUUUUGCCAAGCGUUUCCGCUUUCUUCCGGAAGUUAAGCCAUCCCGUGACGUCUUCGAGUACAACAACUGGGGGUACGCUCUGCUCGGCCAUAUAGUGGAAGUGUUGUCAGGGGAAUCUUACGAAGCCACUCUGGAGAAACGAAUCUUCAAGCCAUUGGGGAUGAACCAGUCACGUGUCCUUGGAAAGACGAUAAGCGUAAAUGAACCAGCUAUGGCAAAACCCUACUUUGACGUGGAGAACGAGCUCAUAUUAACGGACCCCUCCAUUUACGACAUACAUCCAGGAGAGGCCGCAGGUGCCAUUGCGUCAUCAGCAGAGGACAUGGCUAAAUGGAUGCACUUCCUGCUGAGGCAAGGGGUGACAGCAGACAACGUCACACUGAUCAAAUCUAAAACACUCGCGGAGGUCUUUAAAUCUCACGAGAGUAUUCCUAUCAGUCAAUCCUUGUCGAAGCCAAAGUUUCCCGUGGUGGACUUACAGUAUGGCUAUGGCUAUGCAUGGUUCAUGUCGACUUAUAAGGGAUAUAAACAAGUCAGGCACACAGGGGGCUUGUUUUCUUACAUAACCUGGCUAGGACUUUACCCCGACAUGGACUUUGGAAUUUUUGUAAGUGCCAAUGGACCGGGGACAACGGACGAGGGAAUUACAGAAACAAUUAUCUCAUUCUAUAUUUCUGAUAUUUUGAUCGGUGAUCAAACUUGGCUAAAUUCAUCCACGGCUUGCACAUUCCCUUUGCCAUGGGAAAAGAUGCCGCCAAGUGGUCAAAAUAAUUCCGACGUCACGAACGCUGAAGUGGAAUGCCUUGAUUGUUAUGUUGGCAAAUACGGGCAUUAUCUGUUUGGUGACCUUGAUGUCAGAAGGGGACCAGGGUCGUCAUUGGAACUUCACUACAACAGGUUAUCGGGUUCUCUCAAUACCACAGUGGAUAAAAGUACAUUCAAAUUGGAAGCAUGGGGCUCCUUUAGGUUGUUUUCUCGGCCAGGUAAUGCUACGGUUCUGGUUCCAGUAAACUUCCAUGGGAUAAACAAAGGAAAGUAUUCACAAAUUGACCUCAUUUUCCCCCACAAGUUGACAUUUAAAAGAGGUAUCGGGUUUUAUGAUAAAAACAUAUACACAAGUACCAACACUGAAACAAAUGGGCAGACCGUAAAGGAGUUUAGCAAUCUUUCGAUGGUGUUUGCAGCACUAAGUGUAGUCUUAAGCUUGUUUAUGUGGUAGGGACUGUAUAAUCUUAAAAGUUUGACCUGGAGCAUCUUAUGACAAUAGGAUAUUUCACUAAAAAUAUUUGUGACUCCUUCCGAUACAUAGUUUUAUCCAUUGUAUUCAUAUCUGGCCAAAUGCUGAUGAAAAGAUAAAAGAUACAUUUAACGUAUGCUUUGUAUAAAGUAAAUAGAGAUUUGUUUUUUAAAAUGUUACAUUUUUAGUGUGGGGUGGGAUCAAUAAUUGGAUUCAAGAAAAUAACAAAUAAUGAGAUGUAAUAUAUUGUUUCUACUUUACAAGAUGAUUGUUAUUGUGGCCACUAUUUAGGCACCAUUUGUUAAAAAAGAUUAAACUGGUUAAUUGUGUGGUUGAAAUGUUGAUUAAUGUUCAUCAGAUCUGCUUACCAUCUUGUUUACCCUGUGUUCAACAGAACAUAUUUGGCCUUUUAUUUCAAAAUAGAACUCCGUGGUAUAAAUAUCAGUACCCAUUUGUAACUCGGGUAGUUUGUAUAACUUGUCAAGGCCCUGUGGAGAAUUCUGUUCUAAUUUGGGAUACCCAUCACAUACAAGCAGUCGGCUACGAUAUUGUUUUAGGUAUGUUGUAACUCAAUGAACUGCAACUGAAGUGACAAAGUGAAUUGAAGACUAGAUACUAAUAAUGUAGUUAAUUGUCUUUGAGCCGGUAUAUAAUCCCGAGGAGACUUUCGUAGAUUAUUCGUUUCUUCUUAAUUCGUUAACGCCGCACCGAUCAAUAGUCAAGUUAUGUUACGGCAGUCUAUAAGUAAUCUGGGAUUGAUAUGGUGAACGAUCUAUGCCGUCGUGGUAUGAUGGCACGCAGUUAUGGUAUGAUGGCAUGCAGUCGUGGUAUGAUGAUACGCAGUCAUGGUCUGAUGGCACGCAGUCGUGGUAUGAUGGCACGCAGUCGUGGUAUGAUGGCACACAGUCAUGGUAUAUUGGCAUGCAGUCGUGGUAUGAUUGCACACAGUCGUGGUAUGAUGAUAUGCAGUCGUGGUAUGAUGGCAUGCAGUCGUGGUCUGAUGGCACGCAGUCUUGGUAUGAUGGCACGCAGUCGUGGUAUGAUGGCAUGCAGUCGUGGUAUGAUGGCACGCAGUCGUGGUAUGAUGGCAUGCAGUCGUGGUAUGAUGGCACGCAGUCGUGGUAUGAUGGCACGCAGUCGUGGUAUGAUGGCAGGCAGUCAACUUCGCCUCCCGAGUCUGACCACUCGAUCCAUUAAGUCGCCUCAUCCGACAAGCAUAGGUUGCUGAUGGCCUUGGAACCACCAUGGGCUCUCUAGGUAUCUGAAAGAAGCAACAUUCAAUAAAUGUACACAUAUGUUAAAUAUAUAAUGAUUUUUUCAAUAAACAGAGAUAUGAACUGUUA
Messenger RNA from Haliotis rufescens (red abalone), 3197 nucleotides. RefSeq names its product penicillin-binding protein 4-like. The record is from RefSeq and is a predicted model, not a curated record. The transcript is spliced from 5 exons. NCBI's taxonomy places the organism in Eukaryota, Metazoa, Mollusca, Gastropoda, Lepetellida, Haliotidae. Bases 142 to 1836 code for a protein of 564 amino acids.